AUGACUUGUUUGACAAGCAGGUACUCAAACGGAUGGGGAGUCAAGCAGGCAAGCAGUCCACACGAUCGUCUUGUUGUCAUCACUUGGCCUGAAUUAGACGCACUUGUUGGAAUUCUUCGUCUUGAAAUGAGAUUAGAUGACAUGCUGAGUACUUGGCGCGGAAUGGCGUCCGUCGCCGCGUGGCUGCCGUUCGCCCGCGCGGCCGCCAUUGGAUGGAUUCCGGUCGCACGGCAGCCCAUGCCGCAAGCACCAUUGGCUCUACAGUGGCGCUUUUAUGAUAUGUCGACGAGAGCAGCUGACAUUCGCCUCAAGGCUUGCAAACGAAAAUAUGCAGCAUCUCAGGGACAAGAAGCGACAUGUGUGUUCUAUCGAGCGCACAUUAUGACAAUUACAGCAGUUGAGGAACGGAAAGAUGGGUGGACGGACGGAGGAACGGAUCAGGCAGAUAGUCGGCACAAUGAGGUCGAGGAGGAAUUCGACUAUUUGAAACAUAAUCCUUUAAAACGAUGCCGGAUCUUCUCUACUCCAUAA
Angiostrongylus costaricensis is the source of this 531-nucleotide messenger RNA. Lineage: Eukaryota; Metazoa; Nematoda; Chromadorea; Rhabditida; Metastrongylidae. The record is from the annotation of a GenBank genome assembly.